GGUAUAUUUAUGAACGGAGAUUUUAUAAUCGGAGGGAUUUUUACCAUCCAUUACUACACCAGAUCCGAGCAGAUGACCUACACAAGGCUUCCAUCUCAGCUGCAGUGCUCCGGGAGCAUGGACUACAGGGAGCUGCGCUUUGCCCGUGCCAUGGAGUUCACCAUCCACGAGAUCAACAACAGAACCGACCUCCUCCCGGGCAUCGUGUUGGGGUACCAGAUCCACGAUUCCUGCUCUACGGUGCCCAUGGCCAUCAAAGUCGCUUUUCAGCUCGCGAAUGGUUUCGAAAGCGCUUUUAAUGACUCUGAUUUGUGUUCAGAAUCGACACGCGCUGCUGUAACCGCCGUCAUCGGGGAUUCUCCCUCCACUCCGUCCAUCAGCGUAGCCAGAAUGCUCGGCCUGUUCGGAAUUCCGCAGGUGAGCCACUACUCGACCUGCGCGUGUCUGAGCAACAGGCGCCAGUUCCCGACAUUCUUCAGGACCAUACCCAGCGACCAACACCAAGCCGCCGCGCUGGCGAAAAUGGUCAAACACUUCGGCUGGACGUGGAUCGGAGCUGUGCGCAGCGACACCGACUACGGAAACAACGGCAUGGCGUCCUUCCUGAAGGCCGCGCAAGAAGAAGGGAUCUGCGUGGAGUAUUCGGAGUCCUACUACAGGACGCAACCCCGCAGUAAACUGGAGCGAGUGGCCGACGUGAUCCGCAGGUCGACCGCCCGCGUCAUCGUGGCGUUCACGCACACGGGCGAGAUGCGCUUCCUCCUGGAGGAGCUCGCCCGAGUGCCACCGCCUCCUCUCCAGUGGAUAGGAAGCGAAACCUGGAUCACAGAUCCUGAUUUUCUGAGAUAUAACAUCUGUGCCGGGGCGAUAGGGUUCGGCGUCCCGAAGUCUGUUAUUCCAGGAUUCCGGGAGUUUCUGCUGGAUCUCAGUCCAGAUGAGGCUUUAAAAUCGCCUCUGUUAACAGAAUUUUGGGAGAGCUCAUUUAAUUGUAAGUUUAAGGGGCAGACGGGCACCUCUGAGGGCACACGGGAAUGCGAUGGCACUGAGGACAUAAGUACACUACAGAAUCCGUACUUGGACACGUCUCAGCUGCGUGUUACGAACAUGGUGUACAAGGCAGCGUAUGCUAUAGCGCACGCCCUCCAUGCUCUUAUUUGUAAUGACACACGAUGUAAUAAAAGCAUCAAAUUUUCUCCCUGGCAGAUCCUCGACCAGCUCAAGCGAGUGAACUUCACCACCAAGAACGGUUUUCAGGUCUCGUUCGAUUCCAGCGGAGACCCUCCGGCCCUCUACGAGCUCUUAAACUGGCAGUUCGUGAAGGACGGCACUUUGGAUUUCGUGACCGUGGGUCAGUACGACUCGUCCAGGCCGAGAGGACAGGAGUUUAAAAUGAGCAGGACCAUCAGAUGGGUGGGAGGACAGAGCGAGGUCCCGGUGUCGGUGUGCAGUGAGAGCUGUCCUCCAGGAACCAGGAAGGCCGUCCAGAAGCGACGACCUGUUUGCUGUUUUGAUUGUAUACCCUGCGCUGAAGGAGAGAUCAGCAACAAAACAGAUUGUUUGCGCUGCCCUCCUGAGUUCUGGCCCAAUCCUAAGCGAGACAGCUGCCUCCCCAAACCCGUCGAGUUCCUGUCCUGGGACGACACCCUCAGCAUCAUCCUGACCGUGUUCUCCAUCGCGGGGGCCGUCAUGGCUGUGUGUGUUGCUGCUGUUUUCUACAGACACAGAACGUCUCCCAUAGUCAAAGCCAACAACUCUGAGCUGAGCUUCCUGCUGCUCUUCUCUCUGACUCUGUGUUUCCUCUGUUCACUUACUUUCAUCGGUCAGCCUUCUGAUUGGUCCUGCAUGCUGCGCCACACAGCGUUCGGGAUCACCUUCGUCCUCUGCAUCUCCUGUGUUCUGGGUAAAACAUUAGUGGUGUUGAUGGCGUUCAGAGCGACACUUCCGGGCAGUGACGUCAUGAAAUGGUUUGGGCCUCCACAGCAGAGACUCAGUGUUCUUGCUUUUACUUUAAUUCAGGUCAUUAUUUGUGUUCUUUGGUUAAAAAUCUCCCCUCCGUUCCCCUUUAAAAAUCUACUAACAUACAAGGAAAGAAUCAUACUGGAAUGUGGAUUAGGAUCAGCUGUGGGUUUCUGGGCUGUUCUGGGUUAUAUCGGGAUUUUGGCUCUUCUGUGUUUUGUUUUGGCUUUUCUGGCUCGGAAGCUGCCUGAUAAUUUUAAUGAAGCUAAAUUUAUCACCUUCAGCAUGUUGAUAUUCUGUGCAGUUUGGAUCACUUUUAUUCCAGCGUAUGUCAGUUCACCUGGUAAAUUUACUGUAGCUGUGGAGAUUUUCGCUAUUCUGGCCUCAAGUUUUGGUUUGAUUGUUUGUAUUUUUGCUCCUAAAUGUUUUAUAAUCGUGUUUAGGCCUGAGCAGAACACCAAGAAGCACCUCAUGGGGAAAACUUAAUUGAAUGCCUUUAUAAAAUAAAUAAAUAAAAAAUACUAAGAAUUUUAUAUCAGCUUAUAUACUUGUUUGUAUGAGAAUAAAAAUAAAUGUGUUUA
Molecule: messenger RNA, 2537 nt
Organism: Trichomycterus rosablanca
Lineage: Eukaryota; Metazoa; Chordata; Actinopteri; Siluriformes; Trichomycteridae
Product: extracellular calcium-sensing receptor-like
Exons: 6
Coding region: 10-2442 (810 amino acids)
Biological process (GO): G protein-coupled receptor signaling pathway
Cellular component (GO): plasma membrane
Molecular function (GO): G protein-coupled receptor activity
Source: RefSeq, a predicted model, not a curated record